Haliotis rufescens (red abalone) is the source of this 1165-nucleotide messenger RNA. RefSeq lists its product as uncharacterized. Lineage: Eukaryota; Metazoa; Mollusca; Gastropoda; Lepetellida; Haliotidae. Gene Ontology annotation, cellular component: cytoplasm. The record is from RefSeq and is a predicted model, not a curated record. Bases 120 to 1070 code for a protein of 316 amino acids. The transcript has 3 exons. Gene Ontology annotation, molecular function: ligase activity, forming carbon-nitrogen bonds.
CGAAACGGGCCGGUGAUGAAGCUGAACUUGACCAAAAGAGCUGUCACAUCUGUUCAGUUUGACCAGAACAAGGCCAAGGAGCCCAGCAAGACUUUGACCAUAGUCAGUUUAAGAAGAACAUGUCCAGUAACGGGAAAUACAAAAUAAUCGUCCUCCAUGACAACAAGGAAUGGUUUUCCUUCCUGAAAGAAGCCUUCAAAGAAUAUGACGUCACAAUGGAACAGUGGAUUUCUGACGAAAUAGAUUUUGAUGUAACCUCUGACCCCCCUAAAAAUGCUGUCUUUUACAACCGAUGCAGUCCAUCUUCUUACGUCAGGGGACAUCGCCUCUCUCUGGAUCAAGCAAGGGUAAUAAUUCAAUGGUUGAGAAGUCACAACCGGAUCGUUGUCAACGGGGAGAUGGCAAUUGACGUGGAGGACAGCAAAGCCUAUCAAUAUGUGAUGGCGAAAAAGAGUGGACUCAACGUACCAAAGACAAUCUUCACAUCCAACCCAACUGCACAACUCAUUGAAGAAAACUUUGGAAAGGACUCAGCAUUCGUUAUCAAACCAAACCGAGGUGGGAGAGGCCUCAACGUGAGAAAGUUCGACAACCUAGCUGAUUUCGAACAAGACACGGAGCCACUUCAAUCCACAACUGGUCUCUACGUCAUCCAAGCUUUCAUUCCGUUGACCAGCGGACUUUUCCGGGCGGAAUUUGUUGGCAAGAAAUACCUGUACACCAGCAAGGCUACGGCCUGCGAUGGUUUUAACUCCAACUUUUGUCCGUGUGAGGUACCGCGCGACCGGUUCAAAAUUCUCCCCGAUUUGGAGGAUCCUUUCAUUGAGAACUGUACAAACUUCUUCAGAACGACAACCCUUGAGAACGGUGCCAUUGAGUACAUUUAUGACGCCAAUGGUGUUCCAUACGUCAUUGACAUCAACUGCAACACGGGUUAUAACACCGAGGCGGAAGAUGAAGCUGGUUCCAAACAGGGUUAUGUUGAAGUGGCCAAAUACGUCUACGGCAGAGUGACCGAACUAAGGAAAUCUCAUGCUGAAAAGUUGAAGCGCUUAGAUGUGAUUCAAUAGAGGAUGCAGGGCAUCUGACCGCUCACUGUAUGAGUUAAGUAUAAUAUGAUAGAUCAUCAACAUUAUCACUGUAUUCAAAUAAAAUUUCAACUAUA